Echinostoma caproni is the source of this 588-nucleotide messenger RNA. NCBI's taxonomy places the organism in Eukaryota, Metazoa, Platyhelminthes, Trematoda, Plagiorchiida, Echinostomatidae. The record is from the annotation of a GenBank genome assembly.
AUGCGUCUCAUCCUCGGGCUUCUGUUAUUGACAACUGCCUGUCUGGGCGAUCUGCAUUGGGACUAUAUGAUAUUCGCGCAACAAUGGACCGGAACAUUUUGCAAUUUUAACCCCUGCAUUUCCAAGCCGGUGGACCAAGAUUUUACCAUCCACGGUUUGUGGCCCACUCAGUCGCCAGAAAAAGAACCUACAAAGUGCCCGGCUGCACCGGCUUUCAAUGAACGUCUCCUGAGUCCCAUCAUGGAUAAUCUUCGCCGAUACUGGCCGGAUCUGUUGUCCAAGGCGGGUCCCGUCCCAUUUUGGAUAUUGGCGAACGCUGGCAUUAAACCAAAUAAUGCAGUCCUGUUGAAACGUGAUGAUGUCAUUCAGGCAGUGAACAAUGUUUUAAAUGUGCGUUCUAGAUUAAGCUGUCUUCAGGAAAAGAAUAAACCGGCUCAGUUGUUGGAAGUACGAGUCUGUGUGGAUCCGAAAUUGGAACUGAUCAAUUGCAACGCAAAUGAUGUCGAGGAUCAACUGGGUGAUUUCUCCCAUGGAUCUGCGAACGCCAUCUCAUGUCCGUCGGAGUUCACGUUUCCCGUUAUGAAUUAA